UAAUUUGCUAUACCAAUAAUUUUAUUAAGAUUUCAUCUUUUUAAUUGUUCGUGCAUAAUUUUUGUAAAAUUUUCAAAUAGGUUAUGUCUAAAAAUUUGUACUCCAAAAAAUUUUCUAUUGUAAUCAAGCGUGUAAUAAAAUUGGAUUUAUUAAAGUAUGGAUGAUUUAUCAACUCAGAGUGAAGAAAUCGAAGCCCUUUGCUCAAUUUAUGGAUCCGAUUGGUUGUGUGAUGAUGAGGCUGCGAGAAGUUUUCAUAUAACAAUAAAAGAAGGUGCCUUUGAAGUUACAAUGUACAUAACUCUACCGUGUGAUUAUCCUAGUCAAUCACCACCAAAUUUAGAAUUAUCUGCACCAGCAUUAUCACGAUUACAAAAACAAACUUUAGCUUUAGCUUUAAAUGAUGUUUAUUUAGAAUCGAUUGGUGAAUCCGUGUUAUAUCAAUGGAUUGAAAAAGUUCGCGAAUUAUUAUUUGAAAUAACUUCUGUUAAAGAAUGUGACGAUACAGAAUUAGAUACAAAACCCGAACCAGUUAAUGAAAAUGUGUUAGAACCAUCCGUAAAUGAUAUUAGUUUAGAUAUAUGCCAUGGAAAUCUUAUACAAGAUCGUAAAAGUGUAUUUCAAGGUCAUGCAACAAAAGUAUUUUCUACAAGUGAUGUAAAACUAAUGUUAGAUUCGUUGAAAUCCAAUAAGAAAAUCGCUCAGGCUACACAUAAUAUAUUAGCAUAUAGAAUUAAAGACAAAAAAACUGAUUGUAUUCUGCAAGAUUUUGAUGACGAUGGAGAAACACAUGCUGGAAAACGUUUGUUGCAUUUAUUAAAUAUUUUAGAUAUUUAUGAUAUUGCUAUUGUUGUGACUAGAUGGUAUGGUGGCAUACAUUUGGGACCAGAUAGAUUUCGACAUAUCAAUAAUGCAGCGCGUCAGGUUUUAGAAGAAGCAGGAUUUAUAAAGAAGAAAUAGAUUUUGAUACUUAUUUUAUAUUAUUUAUAUUGUUAACUGUUA
This is a messenger RNA of Chrysoperla carnea, 999 nucleotides long. Its product is annotated as protein IMPACT-A-like. Lineage: Eukaryota; Metazoa; Arthropoda; Insecta; Neuroptera; Chrysopidae. Gene Ontology annotation, molecular function: protein binding. Gene Ontology annotation, biological process: regulation of translational initiation. The coding region runs from base 157 to 957 and encodes 266 amino acids. The record is from RefSeq and is a predicted model, not a curated record. Gene Ontology annotation, cellular component: cytoplasm. The transcript is spliced from 4 exons.